CUAAAAAGUUAGUAGGUACAUAUUUUUUAUUAUUAUUUUAUAUCUACAUUAAACAGUUUCCAAUAAUUUUCAUUCGAGGUGAAAAACUUAUUCUCUUAUCAAUUCUUAUAGGAGAAAAAUCAAGCUUUAAUUGACUCACUUUUAGUAUUUAAUAAAAAAUUAGUAAAUAGUUAUUGUAUAUAUUUUUUUGUUUCUAAUAUAGCAAACAUGCCUAAAAAUCAUACCUAAGACAUUAAAUAAAACAAAAGUUUAUUUUCUGGACAAGAAAAUAUUAAGUAGAGUAUUUCUUGUGGUUAUAUGAGAAUCUUUUAAGAGGCUGCUACUAAUGUACAUGAGUUAUUGUUACACUUUUCUUUUAUUCCAUUCAUAUAUGAGAAUUGAAUAUUUUUGAAAUGAUCCUGAAGUAAAUUUGGAAAACUUGUUAAAAGUAACGAGACUAUUCCAGUGCAGAAAACCAACACGAUUCCUCCCACAAGCCGUCAAUAACUCAAUUAAUAUGUUGUGAUAUCUAAAUAGUAAACCUGAUACCUUAUAGAAAGAAUAGAUAUCAAUUACAACACCUGUUUUCACCCUAAUGGAACUAUUCACAACCUUUCAAUCAAAUCACAAUAUAUAAAGAGGAAAAACAAAUUCUUUCGCCAUUCAAACUACAAGCCGCCAUCAUGAGAAAAAUAUCGAUUAUUUAUCUUCAAAUUAGUGUAGCAGCCGUAAUAACUGUUCAGUUAUUGGUCCCAAUAAUAGCAUUUAAAAAGACGUCCAAUGUGGAUCAGUUUAUGGUGGAAAAUCAAAGAACUCGGAUGCGACAAAACUAUAUAAUGCAAAGAGCAUUAGAUAGUGACAAUGAUGACAAAUUUGACGUAACGUAUGUCAAAGCACCGCUGGUCAAUAAUAACAACCCCGAAGAAUUGCCCGCUCUCAUCGUUGAUUACGCUAACAUGAUUAGAAACGACAUAAUAUUGUUGGACAACUCGGUAGAAACACGGACGAGAAAGAGGGGUAAUAUAAAGGUAGAAAAAUAUGACCAACGCAGUGCUCGCGACAUACCUUGUAGUUGCGAGUUAGAAAGCCGAGAACCUAUCAUAUUAGGCGAGGAUUACAUUCCACGAUCGCUUGAAUCGAGAAAUUGCAACAUAAGACUUUGUCCAUCGUUUUACGCAUGUCAACAACGCUCUUAUAAUAUAACUGUCCUCAAAAGAAGAAGACACAACGACAAAUCUGUAGAAGAAUUACCGGAUGAACUUAAAUCACGAUGGGUUGCUGUUAAAAAGCCCGUCACUAUUGGAUGCGUUUGUAUAAGGGACAAUGUGGAUUUUGACUGAGAUAGAAAUAAAAAAUUAAAUUCGGAUUGAAGCUUGCAGGACCACAGAUUAUUAAUUUAAAUCGUGUUUAAUAAUUAUAAAGUAUUGAUAUCUUAUUACUAAACAUAAACCUAUUUAAAUAGAAGAAGAGCUAUUUAUUUAUAAUCAAUAUAUAUUUAAUGUAAGAUAUAAAAUAAAAAGCAUUUUAUUUAA
This is a messenger RNA of Danaus plexippus (monarch butterfly), 1511 nucleotides long. It is a transcript of the gene PTTH, whose product is annotated as prothoracicotropic hormone-like. The record is from RefSeq and is a predicted model, not a curated record. Lineage: Eukaryota; Metazoa; Arthropoda; Insecta; Lepidoptera; Nymphalidae. The transcript is spliced from 5 exons. Bases 663 to 1319 code for a protein of 218 amino acids.